Saccharomyces paradoxus is the source of this 924-nucleotide messenger RNA. It is a transcript of the gene UBA3, whose product is annotated as NEDD8-activating protein UBA3. NCBI's taxonomy places the organism in Eukaryota, Fungi, Ascomycota, Saccharomycetes, Saccharomycetales, Saccharomycetaceae. The transcript has a single exon. The coding region runs from base 1 to 924 and encodes 307 amino acids. Gene Ontology annotation, molecular function: NEDD8 activating enzyme activity. Gene Ontology annotation, biological process: protein neddylation. Gene Ontology annotation, cellular component: nucleus; cytoplasm. The record is from RefSeq and is a predicted model, not a curated record.
AUGUUGGAUAAUAAAGCAACGAAAAUGGACUGUAAGAUAUUGGUAUUAGGCGCAGGUGGUCUAGGAUGCGAGAUCCUGAAAAAUUUGACAAUGCUAAGUUUUGUCAAGCAGGUUCAUAUUGUAGAUAUGGACACCAUCGAGCUUACUAACCUAAAUAGACAAUUCCUCUUCCGUGAUGCGGACAUAGGCAAACCAAAAGCUCAGGUAGCAGCCCGGUAUGUAAACUCGCGGUUCCCUCAAUUGGAGGUCGUUGCUCACGUACAGGAUCUGACCACUUUGCCCCCGAGCUUCUAUGAGGGUUUCCAAUUCAUAGUCUCGGGACUUGAUGCCAUUGAACCUCGCCGUUUCAUCAACGAGACUCUCGUGAAGCUAACCUGGGAAUCCAACUAUGAAAUUUGCAUCCCGUUCAUAGAUGGUGGGACAGAAGGGCUCAAGGGACAUGUAAAAACAAUCAUUCCGGGCAUAACCGCAUGCUGGGAGUGCUCCAUUGACACUUUGCCCUCGCAGCAGGAUACUGUACCAAUGUGUACGAUUGCGAACAACCCUCGCUGUAUUGAACAUGUCGUGGAGUAUGUCUCAACCAUACAAUACCCUGAGCUGGAUAUUGAGUCUACGGCGGAUAUGCAACUUUUAUUGGAGAAGUGCUACGAAAGAGCUAUACAAUUUAGUAUCUCAACAAAAGAAUUAUCGACAGGCUUUAUCCUGGGUAUAAUAAAGAGUAUCAUACCCAGCGUAAGUACUACAAACGCAAUGGUUGCGGCCACAUGCUGUACACAGGUGGUCAAGAUUUACAAUGACCUAAUCGACUUGGAAAACGACAAUAACUUUACAUUGAUCAACUGCUCGGAAGGGUGUUUUAUGUAUAGUUUCAAGUUCGAGCGGUUACCCGACUGUGCUGUUUGCUCAAAAGAUAAUUCCAACUAA